UAAAAGUGUUAAUAGUCGCGUCUUUUUGAACUUGAGGUCAAUAGCGAAAUUUGUUUCAUGUGAGAAAGAUGUUUCUCUAUUACGCUCUUGUCAUCAUUGCUUUCCUGAUACUUUACUAUUUACUAUUAAAAGAUGCUCGUUAUGGCAAGGAACCUCCAGGUCCAAAACCAUUGCCAAUCAUUGGAAAUUUGCUCGAUCUGGUUAACUCAUCUGGUAACAUGACCUUAGCGUUGGGAAAUUUGGCUGAAAAAUACGGGGAAAUAUAUUCCUUAAAGCUCGGAUCUAAAAAGUCAGUCGUACUCACUUCAAAGGAAGCCAUGCAAAUCAUCCUCUCUAAUGAGGCCACGUUUGCUCGAGAUUUCUCAGGAAUGUGGGUCGAUCGAAGUUUCCAUAAGAAUUUAGGAAUUGCUUUUUCUGAAGGAGAAGUCUGGGAAACGUUGAGACCUUGGACGUUUAAGACGUUGAAAGAUUUCGGUUUUGGCAAAUCUUCGGAGAUGGAACGUUUUAUCAAAGUCGCAUCGGAACGUUUAUUCGCCUCAAUCGACUAUAAGAUUGGACCCGAAAAGACGAGCUGUAACCUCGAUGUCGAACUGCUCUACAACAGUGCCAUUCUUUCCAUCAUGUGGCAAAUGAUAGUUGGUCGUCUGUCCCCAGAGGACGAACCGUCCAUCAAAAUUAUCUCCGAGAAAGGAGACGCUUUCAAUCGAACCAGCAUUUUUGGGGCUGGAAUCGUAAAUGCGUUUCCAUUCUUGAGAUAUAUCUUCCCAGACGCGUUAGGAUACAAUGUGCAAAUGGAUUUUUUCAAGGAGUGCAACACAAUUGCGAAAAAUUUGUUCACUGAAAUGGAAGCAAAGAUGAGAAAAUUCCAGCUCACAAUGCCCACAAAUUUAUUGGAAGCUUUCGUCCUAAAUAGUAUCAAGGAUCCUAAAAUUUUUAAUUGUGAUAACUUCCUGCUCACUUUUCAAGACAUGCUGCUCACCAGUAGCGACACAUCCAACACGUUUAUGGAGAUUGUGAUUUUGUACCUCAUAACUUAUCCGGACGUACAGGAGAAAGUUUAUGAAGAAAUUUUAAAAGUUUCACCAGAUGGGAGAGACCUUAGUUAUUCUGAUAGAAUAAAAAUGCCGUACAUUCAAGCCUUCUUCUUGGAAGCGCAUCGAAAAGGACAACCCCUCCAGAACUUGGUUCCACGUCGUGCCUUGUCGAAUAUUGCGUAUAAGGACUACAUUAUUAAGAAGGACACCAUCAUUAUGAGUGACACGCGGCUCUACUAUGAAAACAAGGAGGAUUGGAUUGAUCCAGAAGCAUUUCGACCUGAACGUUUCCUUGACGAGGCUGGACAGGUGGUCAAUGCGGGGAAGAUUAUUUCCUUCUCAUUCGGGAAGAGGAACUGUCCGGGAGAACUCCAAGCGAACAUUGUUGCCUUUCUGGGGAUCACCUCACUCUUGCAACGGUACAAGUUGAGCGUUCCGAAAGGUCAGCAAAUGCCCAGGUUGGACAUGAGGCCGGGAUUGACGUUAAAACCGUACCCCUUCCAAGCCACGUUUGCUAAACGACAGUGAUCUUUAAACUACGGUCUUGCAAGUGACCUUUUUGUAUUUUUCCGUAAUUAUAAGCCUUUUGUGGAAACGAAUUAUGUAUAAGUGGGUGCUUUUUGAAUGCUCCAGUUUUUUGUAAUUUUAGUUUUAGGCGAUCGACUUGCGUAAAACGUUUAAGUAAUUACUAAAAUAAAUAUGAUAGCUUUGAAAAGACGCGAAACUUCAGCACUACAUACAUACAUAGAUACUAUCUCUAUGUCUAAUAGAUGAAUUGCAUGACAUUUGCGACGUGCUUAAAUUGAUUGGAAAUGGGUCCUAUUUAACUGAUCAUAAUUUAAUACUGCUUCCGACCAUAAUUAAUACUUUUUUUCCCGAAUCUGCGUUCUUCAGUGAAACAAAAAAUGGAUUAUCAACUAACUAUUUCGCUUUAGUUUAUGAUCAAAAAAAGUUUAAAAUAUAAUUAGAAGUAAUACUUUUCAAUUAUUUAAAAUAAAUAAAACAAGUGUGCACAUUAACCCCACCAAAUGGGGUAAGUGGGGCCAGUGGAGGGGUUAGUGUGGACACGCAUAUGUUUUAAUGCAAAUAUAUUUGCAUAUUAAAAUGCUUUUCGAAUUCAUGCCAGAUCGAGGAUUAUACAAAUAUUGCGUAAACUAUAUUUUUUAAAGAUGGAAUUUGAAUAUUCCAAUAUAAAUUUGGACAAUUUACGGACAAGAUAUCUGCGAAGAAUAAUUACCCCUGCAAAUUGUCCAAAUUAUGCGGGAUUAGAAUCCAAUUACAUACAAGGAUUAGAAUCCAAUUACUAAAAUCAUUCACACCUAUCCACUGUGGGAAGCAAACGAUUAGAAAAAGUUGAUACAUAAAACGUUACUUAAAACGUUUAAGGAAUGAUUGCCGCUACAUAUGUUUUCGAAAAAACAUUUAAAAUCUUCCAACGCUGGUCUCAAUUACUCAAUUAUCGAUCAAAUUAAAGGUUUCGCAGCCUCCACCAGACGCUAAAUGUAUACUCACUGAAGAGAAAUGCAAGCGUGGUAGACCAGAAAAACCUUCCAAGAAAUUUGUAAUUGACUAAAAAUCGAAAAGUUUGUAAAGUUUUUUAAAGUUUCAUAUUUUAAAGUGUAUUUUUACUUAUGGUAAAAUUGAGUAAUUAUUAUACACAAGGAAGCACUUUAUUAUGGUGAGAGAUAGUAUUCGGGGAAAAAGUAUUAAUUAUGGUCAAAAGUAGUAUUAAAUUAUGAUCAGUUAAAUAUUAUCCAUUGGAAAUUUAGUCUUCAUUCUUAUUUUAAAUCCCCAUUUUAGAUAUUUCACUGCACUACUUCAAUUAACCCUCUUUUAAUAAUGUACUAUUUUAAAUAACUUGUAUGUAUAUAAGUGUAUUACAUAUGUAUAAUCCGAGUUUGCAUGAAUAAACUCGGUUCCAGUGAGCAUUUGGCCACCUUCACACCUGAUGUACUAGCUUCAUGACAUGAUUACAUAUAUGUAAGUUUGCUGUUUUUAGGCGAGUUUUUUCGUCAUAUUAGGAAGAAAGAUGCAGGCUUGCUGUUAAGAGCAAGGGGCAUCAUUUCGAGCUAAGUAAUUCCCGAUAGCAAAAAUUCGCCUACAGGUACAAAAACUUGUCAAAAAUUGUUGCACGAUAAUGGGGCAAUAUGUAUGUAUAUAAGUAUCUCAAUGUAUGUUUAUUUCGAGGUUGGCAAAUUUCAAUAAAGAUUGAUAUGAACAUGAUUAA
Messenger RNA from Folsomia candida, 3261 nucleotides. RefSeq names its product farnesoate epoxidase. The record is from RefSeq and is a predicted model, not a curated record. NCBI's taxonomy places the organism in Eukaryota, Metazoa, Arthropoda, Collembola, Entomobryomorpha, Isotomidae. The coding region runs from base 69 to 1562 and encodes 497 amino acids. Gene Ontology annotation, molecular function: monooxygenase activity; heme binding; iron ion binding. The transcript has 9 exons.